This is a messenger RNA of Erpetoichthys calabaricus (reedfish), 2091 nucleotides long. It is a transcript of the gene cirsr, whose product is annotated as corepressor interacting with RBPJ, CIR1. Gene Ontology annotation, biological process: negative regulation of DNA-templated transcription. Lineage: Eukaryota; Metazoa; Chordata; Cladistia; Polypteriformes; Polypteridae. Gene Ontology annotation, cellular component: nucleus. The transcript has 10 exons. The coding region runs from base 128 to 1615 and encodes 495 amino acids. The record is from RefSeq and is a predicted model, not a curated record. Gene Ontology annotation, molecular function: transcription corepressor activity.
GGGGUUGGCGCGUGCGCUGUCGUGUUUGUUUUUUUGGGUUGUGCGACACACUCCUACAGUUUUAGUUUCUUAUUACGGAUUUUUUUCAUUUUUUUUCUUCAUUGGAACAUCUAAAGCGUUUUCCAUCAUGGGGAAGUCUUUCGCUAAUUUUAUGUGCAAGAAAGAUUUCCACCCUGCGUCUAAAUCCAACAUUAAAAAGGUAUGGAUGGCCGAACAAAAAUUAACAUUUGAAAAGAAAAAGCAAGAGGAGCUAAUGCAGCAGUACGUCAAGGAGCAAGACACAUAUAACAAUAGAUUAUUGAUGGGAGAUGAUAAAGUUAAAAAUGGACUAAACUUCAUGUAUGAGGCACCACCAGGAGCAUCAAAGGAAGAGACAAAGGAGAAAGAAGGAGAAUCGGAAUAUAAAUUUGAGUGGCAGAAAGUAGCACCCCGAGAAAAAUAUGCUAAGGAUGACAUGAACAUUAGGGAUCAACCAUUUGGUAUUCAGGUGCGGAAUGUUAGGUGCAUCAAGUGCCACAAAUGGGGACAUGUGAAUACUGAUCGAGAGUGUCCACUGUUUGGAUUAUCUGGAAUCAAUGCAAGUUCAAUGGCAAAUGAUGGAGCAGGUCCGUCGAUGCACCCCUCCGAGUUAAUAGCGGAGAUGAGAAACGGUGGGUUUGCACUGAAACAAAAUGUGCUGGGGAGAAAUGUGACUCUUUGUGAUCCAUCACAGACAUUUGUUGAAAGUGAAGAUGAUGAAGACCCUGAAGUAGAAUUUUUAAAAUCUUUAACUACAAAGCAGAAGCAGAAGUUAUUAAGGAAACUUGACCGCCUUGAAAAAAAACAAGAAAAGAAAAAGAAGCGUAAAAAUAAGAAAAAAAACAAAGGCAAGCAAAAAAGAGUAAGCAGCACCUCGUCCUCUAGUGAGAGUUCAAGCAGCAGUGACAGUGAGUCGGAAGGUGACAAAAAAAGCAAGAAGCACAAGAAAAAAAACAAGAAGGAAAAAGAAGCAAGAGAGGGCAAUCUAAGUAGUGAUAGUGAAGAUGGCUGUCAAAGGAGGAAAAGACGUCAUUCAUCUCGGACCUCUAGUAACGAAAGUGAGAAUGAGGACAGAAGUACAUCAACAAGUAAAAGUCCCAUUAGAGACAGGACGAAAAGGCAAUGGGACAGCAAAGAGAGAAGGAUGUCAAAAAGUAGGAGUCCGAGCCAGGAUGAUCGAUCAGAACAGAAGGAUGGGAGGUACAGGAUGAAGAAAAGGUCGGAGAAAGGCAAUCGGGACAAUACAGAAAAGGACCAAAGGCAAAGAAGUGGGAGCACAGGGACUUCAAAACAGAGAAGAAUGUCCAAAGACAGAAGAAGCAGCAGUCCAGAAAGGCACAGAGAAACAGACAGAAGUCGGAGGAGCCGCAGCAGAGAAAAGCACAGAGACAGAAGGGACAGGAGCCAUAGUAGGGACAAACAAAAGGAAAGGCACAGAGAAUGCAGAAGUCCCAAACGAGAGAAACAACAAAAGGACAGCGAGUGCAGGAGCCGCAGUCGGGAGAGGUACAGAGAAAAAGACAGAGCUUGGCGGAGCCAUAAUCAAGCUAAAUCCAGAGAGAAAGACCGAGGUUGGAGGAGCCACAGUAGGGAAUAGACCAGAAAUGGUAAGGACAGGGAUCUGAUGAGCCACAACUGAGAGAGGCCCAGAACGUUGAUUGAAGUUGACAAAACGAUAAGACGAACGCUACCAAGCUAGAUUAAGGAAAGUAGGAGGUAUAUAAAACAAAACACAUAAAAUGAAGAAACAUUUCUAAAUAGAGAUAUUCUAGUGGCACUCUGUGACGCAGAUGAGAAACAUAAAUCUAUGCCUUCAUAAUAGAAGUUAGACGAAAUCAGAAACAAUUUGUGGCUAACGUCAGGUGAAAGUUUGUUUUGAGUACUAUUGUUGUUCUAGAUGAAACCUUUGCAUUGCUUGUUAUUGGUAAUGGUGUUCUAUGCUCCUGUGAUGACCAACUUGUGCUAUAUGGCUCUAGGAUUUGGGUGUACUACUCAAAAAACCUACUGCAUAUACUUGGAUUUAAUUUGUAUACCACAGAUGGUAUUAAAAGAUGAUUUUUGGGAAAAUUGAAA